Molecule: messenger RNA, 1089 nt
Organism: Acanthosepion pharaonis
Lineage: Eukaryota; Metazoa; Mollusca; Cephalopoda; Sepiida; Sepiidae
Source: the annotation of a GenBank genome assembly
AUGAGGUUCUGUGGUACUGGAUUAAUUUUGGGUGGAUUCACUGCAUGGAACCUUCUGACCAAUCAGGCCCACAUGGCUGCAGCUGUGCCAAAUGAUAUCAAAUCUUCCAAAUGGAUGGCAGAACCUAUCACAAGUAUUGAGGAACUAAAAAAGAAUCCUGAAUCAAUGAGAACCAAAAUGGAGCUACUUAUUAUGCGAAUACAAACUGAAGUUUGCCGUGCAAUUGAAGAACUUGAUGGAGAGAAAAAGUUCAUCGUUGAUAAAUGGGAACGAGCUGAGGCCAAUGGAGGAGGUGGAAUUACUUGUGUUCUCCAAGAUGGUACAGUCUUUGAAAAAGCUGGUGUAAAUAUAUCUGUUGUACAUGGCCAACUACCUCCUGCUGCUGUGAAACAAAUGAGAAGUCGAGGCAAAAAUCUCACUGGAGGAAAAAAACUGCCAUUUUUUGCCUGUGGAGUGAGUUCUGUUAUCCAUCCUAAAAGUCCUCACGUACCAAUUAUCCACUUCAACUAUAGAUACUUUGAGACGAUCAAUCCUGAUGGUUCUGUCCAAUGGUGGUUUGGAGGCGGCACUGACAUGACUCCAAUCUACUUAGUUGAAGAAGAUGCAGUACAUUUUCACAAUACUUUGAAGGAGGCUUGCGACAAACACAAUAAAAACUUUUACCCUCGUUUCAAGAAAUGGUGCGAUGAUUAUUUUGUGGUGGAACAUCGAGGUGAGAGACGUGGCAUUGGUGGAAUAUUCUUUGAUGAUUUAGAUGAUCAUGAUCCUGAAGAGCUCUUUAAAUUUGUUCAGACUUGUGCAGAUGCUGUGAUACCAUCUUAUGUACCAAUAGUGAAAAAGAACAAGAAAAAAGAUUAUUCUUACAUGGAAAGACAAUGGCAACUGCUGAGAAGAGGUCGCUAUGUAGAAUUCAAUUUGAUUUACGACCGUGGCACGAAAUUUGGCCUGAAUACUCCAAAUGCUCGCUAUGAAAGCAUCCUCAUGUCAUUACCUCUUUUUGCUAAAUGGGAAUAUUGUCACAAGCCUGAACCAGGUUCAAGAGAAGAAGAAAUCCUCAAAGUUUUGAAAGAACCCAGGGCUUGGGUAUAA